This is a messenger RNA of Chara braunii, 4140 nucleotides long. The record is from the annotation of a GenBank genome assembly. NCBI's taxonomy places the organism in Eukaryota, Viridiplantae, Streptophyta, Charophyceae, Charales, Characeae.
UUUAGGCGUCGGUCAGACACAUGCUGUGGUAGGACUCCACUAGGGGGUUCUAGUGCAGUCAAUGUUUGCCAAAUUCAUGAACGGGUCAGACGCCGAUGAGGAGAGAGUUGACGAUGCUAGACUAACACGUGCAAGGUCACGUAGGAUCCCGCACGUGUUCCAGGCCCUACAACCGGAAGACGAAAGACGCAUUCGUGCCGAACGCAGAGCCCAUGCUCUCGCAGCAUCGAGAGAGGCAGCAAACGUUGCAGUUAGGGAACAGGCUGCAGCAACAGCCAGGGCAACAACCAUGUCUUCUGCAGCAACAUCCUCCACUGCAUCUUCUGUUGUCUCCUCGUCUGGACCCCAAUUGGGAAUGCCAAUAGGGUCCGAGAGCACUUCCAGUUCAGUAGGAUCACGACAGUCUACAAGUCAAAUGGCGGGCUCGCAGUUCAGCCCGUUGACUCCUCGCGAAAUGGAGCUCAGGGAGCUCCAACAGGUCGAAAGGAUCCGUGAAAGAUUAGAGAGGGAACUGAAACAAGCUACUGACAGAGAAAGAGAAAUCAAAAAUAGAACAGCCAGGCUUGAUACAUUAGAGGCUGACAAAGCUGAGUUAGAGGGCUUGGAUGACUCUGGAAUGAAUGAGCCCAUGAAAGUGUUGAGGAACAACACGUUGUCGCUGCAUGCGCACGUGGACAGCAGGUUGGACUUCAUCCAAAACACUUUGGACCAGAUCCUGGACGUUCUAACUAGGCCAGGAUUUAGGCCACCAGCACAAUCGCCAUUGCCGUUAUGGGCGAUGUCAGGCCCCUUUCCAGUUCAAGCUGGUACACAACCAAGUGGUACGUCUGCAGCAGUCGCACAGACUGUUGCAUCUUCUUCUUCGGGUCCAGCRGUGGGAGCUACACCACCGCAACAACCUGUUCAGCAAUCUGGACAGCCGCAGGGUCAAUGGUAUCCUAAGACCCCAAUGAAACCGCCUCUUGCCUUCUCAGGCGAGAGAAAGGACGAAGAGCUCAACACAUGGUUGAGGACUGUCCUGGUUUGGGUGAAGGCAAAGAGGACCUCGCCUGAGGAUGAAGUGGUAACUGCUGCAUCUUACCUCGAGGGUAAGGCAGCCAAAUGGCUAGAUGGUGUAGUUGUGAAAGCAGGGUACGGGCGACGCAUGGCGGACUGGGCUAAGUCAUUAAAGUUAGACCAGUUCAUGGAAAUGGUAGAAGCUCGAUGGCAUAAUCCACAGGAGGCACAAAGAGCCACUGAUGCGAUUAACAAACUGGACCAACGAAAGUUCAAGUCGGUCAGAGAGCUUACGACUACCGUUGAGAGCCUGAUCCUCGUCCCUGGCAUCAACUAUAGUGACCAGUUCCUGUUAACAACCUUUGUUGGAUGUCUUCCUGAGAACAUCAGGAACUUGCUGGCCAGCGAGGCACGCCUCGAGUACCAUUCAUUUGAGACAUUGUCUAGGAAAGCCUUAGAUUUGGAGGCCACACUAGGCAAUGCUCAACCCACUCAGAAUGACACGAAGAAGAAGAAGAGUCCUCAGGAGUGGAAGAAGAAGGGGGCUAAGUUGAUGAUGGUGGAGUCCGAUGGGACUCAAACUGAGAUCGACGAGCUCACUGACCUGAUGGACUAUACAGAGUUUGACGGCGAGGAGGUAGCUGAGGGUAGCACCCUCGCCGCGGUAGUCAAGACUAAGGCAGGUGGCCGAGGGAAGGGCCAACCAAGGAGUCAAGGGAAGGCCGCCUCCAAUCAGACCAAGCAGGCUGAUUGGGUGAAGGCAGGUCUUGAUCAAGACGUGUGGCGUGACCGCCGAGUGUGUGGUGCUUGUAUCAACUGCGGGGAAUACGGUCACUCGCAGUACAAGUGCCAGAAUGCAAAGGACCGGGUACGACACCUCAGUAGACCUGUAGCAUCUACUUCGGCCAACAAGGAGCGCAUGAUUGUAACAGACUAUAUCAAGGACGUAGUCUGUACCUUCUCCUAUGGAGGAGGCGAACUUAAUCAUAAGAUUUCGUUCUUGGUUAGCGACGACUUACCAUUCGACAUGUUGUUAGGCAUGUACUGCCUCGAAGUUGCUAAGCGCCAGUUUGAUUGGGAUAAGAAGGUGCUCAAGCAUAAGUUGCCCGAUGGCCGAACUGUCAGAUUAACCAAGUUCAAGGCCAGUAGCAUUAUAGAUACCUAUGGCUGCUUGUGCGCAUCAGCGUUCUACAAUUACUAUAAGCAAAACCAAGAGGAGGGUAUGUACCUUGUGUAUGUCUCUGAGAAAGGGGAGGCCGUUAAAACACCCCCAAAGAUAGAACGCGUCGUUGCUAAGUUCCCUGAUCUGUUCGAGGAGCCCACAGGAGUUGUUGAAAGGGAAGUUGUCCACGCCAUAGAAAUCAUUCCAGGGAGGAAGACCCCAAAGGGAAGGAUGUAUAGGAUGGCUCCCGCCGAGUUAGAUGAACUUCGGCGACAACUUAAGGAGCUGACAGAGAAGGUAUGGAUUCGGCCUAGUACUUCCCCUUACGGAUCACCCGUUCUAUUCGUACCGAAGAAGGGGGGUACUUUGAGGAUGUGCAUUGACUAUAGAGGCCUCAAUGCCAUCACAGUGAAGAACGCAGAGCCUCUACCUCGCAUAGACGACCUAUCGGAUAGGGCGCAGGGAUGCAAGUACUAUAGUAAGAUAGACUUGAAAUCCGGAUAUCAUCAGAUCGCAAUAAGACCUGAGGACCAACACAAGACAACCUUUCAGACCAGAUACGGUCUGUAUGAGUUUGUAGUGAUGCCCUUUGGUCUUUGCAAUGCGCCGGGUACAUUCCAGCACGCUAUGAAUCGGAUCUUUCAUGACCAUUUAGAUAAGUUUGUCAUGGUGUACCUUGACGACAUUCAGACCUUCAGCAAGUCUACCCAGGAGCAUGCAAAGCACGUUGAGACGGUACUCUCACCCCUGCGACAGCACAAGUAUAAGGUCAACUUAGAGAAAUAGGGUGCUUUCAAGAGAUUGAAGCAUGCACUCAUGAAUCAUGAGGUUCUCAUGGUUCCCGAUCCUCAGAAGCCAUUCAUAGUGACCACUGACGCAAGCCAAUACGGCAUUGGCGCAGUGCUGCCUCAACAGGAUGGGAAAAAGUUGAGACCCAUUGAGUAUAUGAGCAAGAAGAUGCCAUUAAAGAAGUUGGCAAAGUCCACCUAUAAAAGGGAACUCUAUGCUCUAUACAAAGCACUUGUCCAUUGGAGACAUUUCCUAUUGGGAAGGUUCUUCUACUUGAGGACUGAUCAUCAAACCCUCAAAUGGAUCAAGACUCAACCGGCUCUUUCCGACGCACUCAAGCAAUGGAUUGAGGUCAUAGACCAAUAUGAUUUCAAGCCUGAGUAUCUGAAGGGAGAGUAUAACAAGGUUGCUGAUGCGCUAUCACGUAGAGCCGACUACCUAGGUGCGCUAGUUUCUGACUUUGGCGUAUCUGAAGAAGUAACUCAAUCAUUCGUGGGAGCCUAUCAGGAAGACCCUGUCACGAUGGACAUCAUGCGCAAACUUCAGGCAAAAAACAAGGCCACGGAAAGUGAGUUUAUGAUGGUGGACGGGUUACUCUAUCUUGAUAAGGCCGGAAUAAAGAGAUUAGUAGUUCCAUCUAGUGAGCGAUUGCGUAGUUUGUUUUUAGGCGAAUGUCAUGACGCAACUGGGCACUUUGGCUACAAGAAGACGAGUGCUAACCUAGUACAACGAUUUUGGUGGCCAGGAAUGUUCGAUGACACAAAGAAGUACGUAGAGACCUGUCAGGUCUGUCAACGGGACAAGCCGCGAACUCAAGCACCGCUUGGGUUGUUGAAGCCUUUGCCUAUUCCUGCCGAUCCAGGACAGAGUGUUUCCAUGGAUUUCAUGGACACCGUGGUGACUAGUAAGAGUGGCAAGAGGCACAUCUUCGUCAUCAUCGAUCGAUUCACCAAGUACGCUAGACUAGUGGCUAUGCCAGAGACCGCAAGAACUGACUAUGUCAUCAAGUUGUUCAAAGACAACUGGGUGCGUGACUUUGGUUUACCGAAGUCAAUCGUUAGUGACCGAUGUCGGUGCGAAUACCCUUACAAGGGUAUCCGCCCUGGUUUUUGCAAGUGACAGAAAAUAGUUUUGGUCUAGAGUCUAAGUAUACCGCGCUAAGCGCGGCUGCAUCAGUAAUUGCUUUGACUGGG